This is a messenger RNA of Fusarium keratoplasticum, 1572 nucleotides long. RefSeq lists its product as uncharacterized. NCBI's taxonomy places the organism in Eukaryota, Fungi, Ascomycota, Sordariomycetes, Hypocreales, Nectriaceae. The record is from RefSeq and is a predicted model, not a curated record. The transcript is spliced from 5 exons. Gene Ontology annotation, molecular function: iron ion binding; oxidoreductase activity, acting on paired donors, with incorporation or reduction of molecular oxygen; heme binding. Bases 1 to 1572 code for a protein of 523 amino acids.
AUGGCUGUUAUAUUCCCGAAUCUUGGCUCCAUUUGCCGUCUUGUGGCUCAGUGGUGGCGGGCAGCCGUCGUAGGCGGCGCAUUCUACACCAUCGCCACGAUCAUCUACCGUCGUUUCUUUCAUCCGUUGGCAAAUGUUCCAGGUCCUUUUCUACCAGCUGUGACGAAAAAGUAUGCCUGGUACUUUAACGUGCCUUGUGGUGGCAAGUUCUACAAGGAGAUUGAGCGGUUACACGACGUCUAUGGUCCAAUCGUGCGCAUCUCUCCAAAUGAAGUCCAUCUCAGUAAUCCAAAGCACUACGAUACAGUCUUUGGCGUAAAGUCCGACUUUUACAAAGAUCCCGGCUUCUACGGCGCACUCGGAGUCGAGUCUGCAACCUUCACCACCAUCUCCAACAAUGUCCACCGCCGACGUCGCACCGCCCUGAACCCCUUCUUCUCCCGCCGCAAGGUCCUCGAGCUUGAGUCAUUUGACGUCAUUCACGACAAGGUCGAGAAGCUGUGCCGUAUGGUCUCUGAUGACCGUGCUGCCGGGCGGCCUACCAACUUGCAUGCAGCGUUCCGAGCCAUCAGUGUCGACGUCAUUACUGAUUAUGCCUUUGACGAUUCGUGGAACCAGCUAGAUGACGAAGAUCUUGGAGAAUGGUUCAGUAACAUGAUCCGUAGCUCGGCGUCCAUGUUCUGGACCUUCCAAGCCUUUGCUUCACUGAGGGUUCCCAUCCAGAGUCUGCCCGACUGUGUCGCCAAGCACAUGAGUCCAUCCGUCGCCGACUUUGUGGGCUGCAAAGACCGAACGAGAAAGCAAGUCGAAGACGUCCAAGCGCGCAUCAACCAAGGCGUCCAGCCCAAGCGCACCACCAUCUGGCAUCAACUCCUCGACCCCAACGCCGCCGAAGGCCAUGUCGUACCUACUAUCAACGAACUCGUCGAUGAGGCGUUUGGCAUCUGCACAGCUGCUGCCGACACGACCGGCAACGCCAUGAGCAUGGCUGCUUUCCACGUCGUGACGAACCCCACCAUUUACGACACCAUUAAGAAGGAACUCCAAGAGGCAUUCCCUGAUCCAGAUGCCCGAUUGAGCUCCUCUGAGCUGGAGAAACUUCCAUACCUGACGGGCGUUAUCAAGGAGGGCCAGAGACUCUCUUACGGCGUUCUAAGCCGUCUUCCCCGCGUCGUUCCAAAAGGAGGCGUCGAGUUAGAAGGAUACUACCUCCCCGAAGGCACUGUCACAAGCAUGUCCGCCUGGAUGAUGCACCACAAUUCAGAAGCCUUCCCAAACCCUGAAGUCUUUGAUCCCACCCGCUGGACCGAUCCCUCAACAUUUCACGAGCGCGACAAGUGUCUAGUUCCUUUCUCUCGCGGCCGUCGCAUGUGCAUAGGCCAUGACCUUGCUUGGUGCGAGCUGUAUGUCACACUGGGCACACUGUUCCGCCGCUUUCCAGAUUUGCGCGCGUUCGAAGUUGAUGCUGCGGAUAUGGUGUACGUGGAUUACUUUACUGCCUAUCACCCUCUUGAGAAAAGGAGGUUCAGGGUUGUCAGCGGCGACAUGGAAAAGUCAUUUGUCCAUCUGUAA